Penaeus indicus is the source of this 1933-nucleotide messenger RNA. It is a transcript of the gene Idh3b, whose product is annotated as isocitrate dehydrogenase [NAD] subunit beta, mitochondrial-like. The record is from RefSeq and is a predicted model, not a curated record. The transcript is spliced from 7 exons. Gene Ontology annotation, cellular component: mitochondrion. The coding region runs from base 25 to 1170 and encodes 381 amino acids. Gene Ontology annotation, biological process: isocitrate metabolic process; tricarboxylic acid cycle. NCBI's taxonomy places the organism in Eukaryota, Metazoa, Arthropoda, Malacostraca, Decapoda, Penaeidae. Gene Ontology annotation, molecular function: magnesium ion binding; NAD binding; oxidoreductase activity, acting on the CH-OH group of donors, NAD or NADP as acceptor.
CCUCAGCCCGGAGCAGCAGACAACAUGGCAGCCGUCGGAAGGAAAGCCCUCCUCAGCAUCACCUCGCUGCGCCCUUUUGUGGCUGCCUCACAGGCCCGAGGUCUCCAUGGCGUUGCUCCUCUCACCUCGGCUAUUCAAGCCCCUGUGAGCAAGCCAGAGGGCAGGACCACAGCCACCUUGAUCCCUGGUGAUGGUGUGGGGCCUGAGCUGUGCCAGGUCGUCCUCGAUGUCUUCCAGAAUGCUGGCGUGCCGGUGGAUUUUGAGGAGCACUACCUUACUGAGCUUUAUGCCAGAAGGUCGGAGAGCCUUGAUGAUGUAGUGGAUAGCAUCAAGCGGAACCGCCUCUGCCUCAAGGGUAUUCUGGCCACCCCCGACCACAGCUCCGAUGGUGAGCUCAAGACUCUUAACAUGAAGCUCAGGGAUGAGUUGGACUUGUAUGCCAAUGUCGUUCACGUAAAGUCCCUUGAUGGCAUUAAUGUCCGGCAUAAGAACAUCGACAUGGUGGUUAUCCGUGAGCAGACUGAGGGCGAAUACUCGGCCCUGGAGCACGAGAGUGUUGCGGGAGUGGUCGAAUGUCUGAAGAUCAUGACCCGCCAGAAGUGUCGACGCAUUGCCAAGUUCGCCUUCGACUAUGCCACCAAGCACGGCCGCAAGAAGGUGACAGCAGUGCACAAGGCCAACAUCAUGAAGCUUGGUGACGGCCUCUUCCUGAAGCAGUGUGAGGAGGUGGCAGCCAUGUACCCAAACAUCGAGUUCUCCAACAUGAUUGUGGACAACUGCACCAUGCAGAUGGUUUCCAAUCCACACCAGUUCGACGUCCUGGUGCUGCCCAACCUCUACGGCAACAUCAUCGAUAACCUCGCAGCUGGUCUUGUGGGGGGAGCUGGAGUUGUGGCUGGAGCAUCGUAUUCUAGCGACUCUGUGGUGUUUGAGCCGGGUGCACGUCACACCUUCAGUGAGGCUGUAGGCAAGAAUGUCGCCAACCCAACGGCCAUGUUGCUUGCUUCGGCAAACAUGCUCAAUCACAUCAACUUGCAGUACUAUGGCGACAUGAUCAGGUCUUCCGUCGACCGUGUCAUUCGAGUUGGGAAGGUACGAACCAAGGACUUGGGAGGACACUCUACCACCUUUGACUUUUCUCAGGCCGUCAUUUCAAACUUGCGGAAUUGAGAGUUAAGAGUGGAGCCAGGUUGGUAAUUCAUCAUCAGACCUUCUUCGGUGUGCAAGAAAUCUCAAAUUUUAUAUAUGUGUAAAUCUAUUUAAAGUGUUCAUCCCUUGUAAGAAUGUUAUGCUGUAGGAUUUUGAAUUUUUAUAGCAAAUGCAAGGGAGAUCUCAGAAUGUCAUUGUUUAUCUCACAAGAGUAAUGUGUGGCAUACAGAGAUUAGUUUUUCUUUUUUUUUACUUGUAGAGAAAGACAUUACUCAAGACGAGUCGUUAAUUGUCUACCUAACUUACAAAGGAUUACGGUUAAUUAGCUGUGGUUAAUGAUACGUGUUUAUUUUCGAAUGCACUUCUUUGUUACUAUUGAAGGUUGCUGAUCUAUCUUUGUAUAUUAGACAUUAAUAGAGGGCAGUUUGUUGUUAAUAUAAUGUAGUGUUGAUGUUAUCAUUACAUUUUUAUUAUUGUUAUUUUUUUAUUAUUAUUAUCUUCAUCGUUAUCAUUAGCAUCAGUUGAUAAUUUGGAUAAUGGCUGGACCACGUGAAACACUAAUUUUAAAUCAAUCUAAAUGUUUUUUAUUUAUUUAUUUAUUUUUUAAUAAAGGAGCUGAUUUUACUGUUCAGGAUUUUGGUUGAACAUGUACUGUCUUAGAGAUAUGAUUAUCUAUAGAUUGUCAAGACAGUACGAGAAUGUGAAUGUCCUGCAUUUACAAAAAAAAUUGUUUUGUAUAUAUGAAAUCUCUUGUGUAAAUAAAUUACAAAUAUGGUUAAAUUAA